Beta vulgaris subsp. vulgaris (sugar beet) is the source of this 3493-nucleotide messenger RNA. Its product is annotated as proline-rich receptor-like protein kinase PERK1. The transcript has 8 exons. Gene Ontology annotation, biological process: protein phosphorylation. NCBI's taxonomy places the organism in Eukaryota, Viridiplantae, Streptophyta, Magnoliopsida, Caryophyllales, Amaranthaceae. The coding region runs from base 966 to 3167 and encodes 733 amino acids. The record is from RefSeq and is a predicted model, not a curated record. Gene Ontology annotation, molecular function: protein kinase activity; ATP binding.
AUACAAUGCUAGCAUAUAUUCCGCGAAUUUUAUUUUAAAUUUUAAUUUAUUCCAGCAUGAUUUAGGGUUUGUAUAAUCUGAAAUUUGUUGAAUUUGUCAUUUAUUUAAUUGUAUUUUUUCAAAAAAAGUUUUAGGGUUGUAUAAUCGAACAAGUAUUGUAUAGUAAUGGGAGUCAAGUCGCCAUUGAUGUAUUGGAGUGCACGAUUUUAGGAUAGGAAUUAUUUGGAGUGAAAUGAAAUAUAAUAUAAAAUUUGGUAAAGAUUCCAUAAGAUAGAGUAGAAGAAUACAUAUAUUAUGGAAGUUGAAUUGAUGAUUAAGUUGACCUUUCGGAGUAGCCAGGUUAAUUGUUUUAGGAGUUUGACACCCAGAUUGAUUGUGAUAUGUCAAAUUCAUAAUCUGAGUUUUGUUUUUAAUAUAUAUAUGCAUGUGUUGGGGUUAAUAUAUGUUGUGUUGAUGACUUGGUCAUGGUUUGAAACUUUGUAUGAUUGUGAAAAACAAUCUGGAUGAAGGUAGGAAGGCAUUGCGAGUUGCGAGUUGCGAGUUGCGACAGCUUUCUCUUAGCUAAUUCAUGACAUGCAACUAUGGAAGGUUGUUUUUUUUAAUGAUCAAUUAAAUGGUCAAGCUCUUUUUUUUUUUAGAAAAAUUUUAGGGGUAAGGCUUGUUCAGAUAUAACAUAGUGAGCACGUUUUGGUUCUGGAAGUUGGAUUCUUUCAGAACUAUAUUUGUUGAUUAGUUAUACAAUGGCCAGCCGGAAAAAUGAAAAGAAAGAAGCCUGCAUAAUGAUAUUGAUGUUUGAAAGAACUGUAAGCGAAUCGACUUGAUUCGUUUAUUGUAUUGAAGAGGAGGGAAGAGGUGCUCCACUCUCUUCUUUUUCUUCUUCUUCUUCCAAAGGAAGCCAAGGAAAAUUUCAGGGAGUGCUUGGUUUGAUAUUGCUAUUACGUUAAAGUUUCGGAUUUUCUUUAGAAAUGUCGGCGUUAGUUCCAUCACCAGAUAUUGUAGUUUCUCCAGUGUCACCACCAGCUCCUGACUCCACACCUCCACCAACUCCUACAACUACUUCUCCACCUCUUAGCCCACCAACAGAACCUGCAACCCCAGCUCCUUCACCUCCAGCCCCAACUCCAUCUCCUCCACCUCCGAGCCCAUCACCACCUCCAGUUCUUUCACCUCCACUUCCAAGUCCAUCACCACCUCCUUCGCCACCACCUCCUAGUCCGUCUCCUCCACCUCCAGCUCCAGUUCCCGAAACUCCACCUCCUAGUCCGUCUCCUCCACCUCCAGCCCCAGUUCCUGAGACGCCACCUCCUAGUCCGUCUCCUCCACCUCCAGUCCCAGCUCCAUCCCCUCCACCUCCAAGCCCAUCCCCUCCACCUCCAAGCCCAUCUCCUCCACCUCCAGCCCCAACUCCUGAGACUUCACCUUCACCUAUAAGUCCGUCACCACCUCCUCCAAGCCCAUCCCCUCCUCCUCCUAGCCCAUCUUCUCCAUCUCCAAGCUCUCCUACUCAGCCUCCACCCCCUGAACCUUCCCCGAGUUUACCACCACCUCCACUUCCAAGCCAGCCGCUGUCACCAGAAACACCCCAAACUCCUCCUCUGUCUCCGCCAAAUGUACCUCGCACUCCUCCAAACCCUGGAUCAGACUCAACUCCACCAUCCUCACUUGAAAUUCCUCCUCCACCAGCUUCAUCAUCUCGUUCAUCAACCGGCCUUAUUGUGGGCAUUGCAAUAGGGGGUGUGGCUGUAUUGGCUGUGUUUAUUUUCCUGUGGUUACUCUUAGCUAGGAGGAAGAAAAAGAAAGAACCAUAUGGAGGAGAGGGUUAUUACGUGCCCAAAGAUGGCUUUUAUCAAGGGUCAACACAAUCUGGGCCACAGAGUGGUGCCCAGUCAGCUGAUCAAUUUUCAAUGCCUAACCCAUCUCAUCCAUCGAUGGGAGCUGUACCAUCAAGGUCGAAUUCUUCAACACCUCCACAACCACUGUCUACAAGUGGCAGUGGAGCUCUCUGGUCAAACAGUUCAGGACCUGAGAAUUCAAUUCCUCCAUCUUCACAUGGAAUUAUAUUAGGAAAUUCAUCGAGCUCCUUUACUUAUGAAGAACUUUCAGUUGCAACUGAUGGCUUCUCAAGUAACAAUCUUCUAGGACAAGGUGGUUUUGGAUAUGUUCAUAAAGGGAUCCUUCCAAAUGGGAAAACAGUAGCUGUCAAGUCACUAAAAGCCAAUAGUGGGCAGGGUGAUCGUGAAUUUCAAGCAGAGGUGGAGACAAUUAGCCGAGUGCACCACAAGCAUCUUGUGACAUUGGUUGGAUACUGCAUUACUGGCCCACAGAAAUUGCUUGUUUAUGAGUUUCUUCCAAACAAAACCAUGGAGUUCCAUUUGCAUGGGAAUGGACAAACUGUAAUGGAUUGGUCCACGAGGCUGAAGAUUGCUGUUGGUUCUGCGAAAGGAUUGGCAUAUUUGCAUGAGGAUUGUCAUCCAAAAAUCAUUCAUCGCGAUAUUAAAGCAGCUAAUAUACUUCUGGAUUUCAAGUUUGAGGCCUUGGUUGCUGAUUUUGGACUGGCAAAGUUCACUUCUGAUGCUGACACUCAUGUAUCCACCCGAGUUAUGGGAACUUUUGGGUACAUGGCUCCAGAGUAUGCUAAUUCCGGAAAGCUCACUGAGAAGAGUGAUGUUUUCUCUUUUGGAGUAAUGCUUCUGGAAUUAAUUACAGGGCGUCGUCCAGUUGACUACUCACCAAAUUCUGAGAUGGAGGAUAGCUUGGUGGACUGGGCUAGACCACUACUUUCAAAAGCUGUGCAAGAUGGGAAUUUUGAUCCUUUAGUUGAUCCACGAUUGGAAAGCAAAUUUGACUAUGAAGAAAUGGGCUGCAUGAUCACUUGUGCUGCUUCUUGUGUACGUCAUUCUGCAAGACGCAGACCACGAAUGAGUCAGGUAGUUCGGGCCCUAGAAGGAAAUCUGUCUUUAUCCGAUCUUAAUGACGGUGUUAAGCCGGGAUUUAGCUCAUCCCAGGGUUCUGUUGACAUGGAUAGUAGUGUGGACAAGGAGGAUGUGAAGAAAUUCAGGAAGCUAGUAUAUCUAAGUGAAGAUUACGCUAGUAGCGAGUUUGAUAGGACACGAAGUCAGUUUUCUGAUGGUGGACGGCUAAGUAGCGAGAUGCGACGGCAAACAUGAACACAAACCUGGAGGGUGAGCUGACUAUAUUUCAUCCUGAGAGAUCUGCUCACAACUUUUCUCUCGUGUAAAAAAAAUCUUGCGGAAUGAGGAUCGGCCAAAGUGGCAUGAUUCUGAUUCUUUUUGUUUUCACCUAGCACAUUGAUGUAUCAAUUCAUUUCUUUAUUCAAUCUGUCAUUUGUAUUUAACUAUCGCCCAACAUGAAAAUUCUCGGACAAAGCGGGGGUAGUUUUGGUUAGCGAUGAUUGAUAACAUGAAAUGUAAGAUCAAGAAUCUGAAACUUCGUUUGUAGAUCCUGAAAUUGGAUAUAAAGAACUUGUGAUAAA